GGUGGAAGGUCAGGAAUUAAACCUGUAUGGAAGAAAGUUCCUUGUGGUGCCUAUUUUAAAGAGGCACUCUGCUUGCUCUCAAUCUCUCUAGUUACUCCACACACCCACCCCUUUUACAAAGGUCUCAAACUCCUAGCUCAGGUGAUUUAAUAUUUGUCAGCUAGUCCAUUCAUCCAGACUCCAGGCUUUUUAUAAUAUUUCGUUUUACAUUCUUUUUUUAAUCUGUCUGUUUUCUUUCCUGCUCUUUCCUUUUUCCCUGUUGUUGUCUUCCAGCCAAGCUAUUUGGCCUCCCUAAACUCUGAGACACUAUUUGAUCAGUCCAUCAGCUUCUCUGCCAUUGCUGAAAUUCAUUGUCCUUCUCCUUCAGCACCAAGUUUUCCUUCUAAGCCAAACUGCUAUAACCCACUGCCCUCCCCUCCUGUCUCCUUGGAGCUACACAUAGUGGAAGAUUCUAAUGAAACUGUUCUGCAGUCCAGUGCACUAAAAUCUGCCCCUUCAGCCCUGCACUCUACUACUUUAGCCCUUUCCAAUCCUCCAUGCUCCACUUCAAAUCCACAUCCAGACACAGGUAUCAGUGAUUCUGUCUCCAUGCUGAGCACUGAGCUGAGGUCGCUUAUGGUUUUGUCCCAGACCAGCAAUACUACCACAAAGGUGUCUACCACAAGCCCUGGCAAUCAACAGCCUAUAUCUGCCAAUCCCAAUCUGCUUCCCAGCAGUCAGACUAAAUCAACUCUAGUGUUUCAUGUGCCUAUUGCUAAAUCUCAAAGCCCAGUGAGUCAACCUGAAAAUACGAAGACCUCAAAAAAAGACAGUCCUUUGAUAAUUCAAGCUUCUAAUGAUUUCUGUCUUGUGACCAGUCCAGAGCCUAACACUGCUGCUGCAUCUCUGAUCUCUACAUCUAAAUCUGUAUCACCCAUCAUACAUUCCCUUUCAUCUCCUAAACCUUUUUCUCUUAACAACACCACACCUCCUAUCUCUACCGUACCAGUGCCCAAGACCUCAAGUGAACUUAAGCUACCUGACUCAGUUACUGUUACCACAAGACCACUUCCCAUUAUGAAGCCUGAGGCUCCAGCUUUGGAGCCUUCUCUUGAUGAUGCUUUGGAUAAUCUCCUCACAAUGAACUUCAGCAGGCCUGAGGCUGAGUCACAAAAUGCUGCAUUAGUUUGUAAUAUGAAUUCAGCAGAGCACAAAAAAGUGUUCGGUGGGACACUUGUUUCAGUGGACAGUAGAAUGGUGCAGCCGGACAUGCACACAGAGAGUGAGGCGGGAGAUGGGCUUCUUGAGGACCAGUCUGAUUUUCGGAGUGAACUUCUGGACUGGGCCGAUAUGGAACUGAAACUGUCAUAUGAUGGAGCCGAUGGCUCCAUGACUCCCAUGACUGAGGCUAGUUGGAUGGAUGGCUCCCUUACCCCUUCCUCCUGCCCUGGAACCCCAGAUGCCCAGAUGGACCUGCCCACAUUACAUCCCUUCAACACCAUGGAUAGGAUUUCAGCAUCUGGACAUAUCAAGUCUGUGAUCAGACGUACAAAGGAGACACCCAACGUCCAUCCCAUGUAUCGGGAUGGCAUCAUUCGGAGGAAGAUGGGCCCUGUAAUUUACCACAAAUGCAACUCUCAAGAUCGUCUCAUAGAAGAGCUUCAAGGCAAGCUGGGAAUUGCUCGCAAGGAACGCCCCAAGAAACAACCAGAUGAUUGGCUGACCGAGGGUGUUAUUGUCAUGUCGAAUCCUAAACGCUUGCGAGACAACCACAACAGGGAGGUGGAUAAGAUUAUUAUACCCCCUGAGUCUCCUAUUCCACAAAGAAAGGUGAUACCAACUCCCCAGGCCAGCUCCCCAGCCCCCCGCCUCCCACACCCAACCAUGGAACCAAAGCCCAGGCCUACAGUAAAAGCUGUACCAGUUCCACCUCCCCCUCCUCCCACCCAGUCUCCACCUAUUCCUGCCCCCUCUCAAAUUCCUAGGGAAUCCACACCUCCUCCCCAACUCCCUGUAGAAUGUGAUCCUCCUCCAGUCCAAAUAAAUCCCCCUACUCCUGGCCCAGUAGAACCUCCUUCACUCCUGACAAACCCUGCUGCAACAACACCUUCAACUCAGUCACUCCCACCUGCCCCUGUUGUCCAUUCCAAAGUGCUGGUAUCUGUGGGCUGUCAGACGGAACAUGAUAUCUUCUUCUCUCCAAUGCAGGUGCAGGCAUGGAGAGCCCAAUGCAAGGACCAUUCAUUUCAGUUUUUUUAAUUUAAUUUUGUUUUUUUUAAAUAUAUUUAAUGUUGCAGAUUAUCCAUGAGACUCAAAUCUCUAAAUCUCAAAUUAAUUUUUCAUUUUAUUGUUUUACUACAUAAAUGUAGUAAUGUAAGCAUGACCAGCUUAAAACAGACCGUCCUCCCAUGUGUGUGGCGCUAUAGAUUAAUUGGUGGAAACGUGCAUCCUAUUUACUCAACUGCAGGAUGUGUUAUAGAUUAUUAGUUUAAUUAGAUCAGUUCCUGUUAAAAUAAUCUAUAACUUUAUUUUAAAUAGUAAAUGGCAAAAAUUUAUAUACACCUAUGUAUGGGUGUUUACAUUCCGGAGUGUAUGAAAAGCUUUGUUAUACUAGCUUUGAAUUUCUGGCCAAUAAAUGAAUGUCUGUUGAUCUGGAAACCCCAGGACAAAAUUGUUUUUUAAAAAAACUGGUUUUAGCAGAAUUACACUUUUUCUUUAAGUAGAGAUGUCAAAGUAUGUUUAAGGCAGAAAAUGUUUGGAAUUGCAUAUAACCUUGUUGGCCUAUGAUGAAAUCUUGUUUGAUAAGUUUAACAAAAUCAGGGGUAUAUUUAGUCAGUCUGCCUAAAGAUGUCUGAAAUCUUGCUUACCAUGUGUACUAUUCUCACAUUAUGACUGCCAGACUUUGAUCGUUGUAUAAUUGUUGAAUAGCUAGAGCAAAACAAUUUUACACUAGGCACAAGAUGAAAGAUGUUUUAAACUCUUUGAAUGACCUUGUAAAAUAUUUCAACAAAAUUCAAUGAAUUAGUUCAAAGUUCAACUUUAUUUAUAUAGCACAUUUACAAACAGCCACACGGCUGACCAAAGUGCUUCACAGUGCGUUUGACAUUACACAUACACUUAAGAAUACACACAUGCACAAUAAAAUAGAGUUCAAAAAGCUAAAAUAAGAAUUAUUAAAAAAGUAGACAAAAUAAAAUAACCAGUUUAAAAGAAAGUGAUAUAAAUAUAAACCAUAAAAUAUAAACAAACAUAAACCCCUGGGCAAACCCCUAAUCUCUAAUGGCAGGGAGUUCCAUAUUCUAGGACUGGCCACAGAAAAGGCACGCUCUCCUCUACGCUUGAGCCUUACACGAGGGACCACCAACAUAGCCUGGUCAGAUGAACGAAGACUUCUAAUAGGAGAGUAGGGAUGAAGAAGUUCAGAUAAGUAGAGAGGAGCGGUAUUAUGGAGAGACUUAUGGACAAAGAGUAAAAUCUUAAAAUCUAUUCUCUGAGAAAUCGGCAGCCAGUGUGGAGAUUUGAGAAUGGGAGUGAUGUGUUCAUGUUUGCGAAACAAUUAGAGAGAAAUCUGGCAGCAGCAAUUUGGACCAGCUGGAGACGCGUAAUCUGAGUUUUAGAUAUACCGCAAUAUAAAGAGAUGAUAUACUGCAAUAUAAUGAAUUAAUCAUGUAAAUAUAAAUUCUGAUAAGGUCUAUAAAUAAACAUAUAUGCAUGACCAGACUUUAAAACUUUACUUGUGGUUAAGGUACAUGUAAAAGAGAUCUCAAUUCAGGGAAGCCUGUAUUUGCCAAUCUCAGAAUUUUGCUGUGUAAAUCGUUUUCCCGGGUUUGCACAAAACCGGUUCCUUGAUGGAUCUUUAAUGACUUAAUGUCAUUGUGGAAUAUAGGGAAGCUUUAUAAGAAAUUUCAUAUGUAUACAUUUCAUGUACAGAAUUUCCCCAUGUUUGUGUUUUUGUAAUAAACAGACACACAGAAAAAACUUCUCAAAAGUCUAUUUAAUUUUAAAGUAUCAGGAUGUUUAUUGACUGACCAAAUCUUUUUCCUUUCCUAUCU
Molecule: messenger RNA, 4031 nt
Organism: Tachysurus vachellii
Lineage: Eukaryota; Metazoa; Chordata; Actinopteri; Siluriformes; Bagridae
Product: histone-lysine N-methyltransferase SETD1B-like
Exons: 3
Coding region: 589-2238 (549 amino acids)
Source: RefSeq, a predicted model, not a curated record